AAUUAGUUGACCAUAAGAUAAGUAACGGAGAAAAUUGAAAGCAAGGAGUAGAUUAACGUCAAGCAGAUCAUGCAAAAAGUCAGAGAAUUUUGGUAAUUAAAAGACACUGCAUUUUUGACAACAUUGUAUCGAUUUUUCUCUGAAAAAUUCGAGGUCGAAAAUCCAAAAUGCAUCACGGACAUGGACUUAUCGCCUCGGUAUUAGGCCCGGUGUGUGAACGACGAUCGGAGGAAAAUCUCGGGGACGACGAUAAUGCGAAUAACGCAGUUACCCAUACCGGGGAUAAAAGCGUACCAGCUCAGCAAGACUUCCAGCGGCAACAGAGCGGGGCAGCACAACAACAGGCUGGCGGCGCGCCCGUGCAUUUGAGCACAGCAUCGACCAGCUAUGCUUCACAGAGUAGUACCAGCCACAAUCCGUCAUCGUCGACGUCUUCCAGGACGCAGGUAGGAGGAAGCUCGUCCUCAAGUAGCGGGAAGCACCCUGGGGGACCUAAGCCAAUAAAAGGGGAGCUCACAUCCUACGCUUUUUUCGCGAAGUAUACGUACACGACAGAGUGCGCUUUGUUGGCGUACAACUUUCACGAAAUCGUCAACCAACUUGGAAUAUUCGACUUUUUCAGCUACAAGCACGACCACCGGCUCGUCUCGGUUACGCUAGCUUACCUCUUCUACAAGUACCUUUUCUUCACUUCAUCACUACAGAUCAUAGGAAGCAGUGAGGAUGAAUUGUACAUGCAUCUACUCUUGCAGUGGAAGUUUUUUUGAAUAAAGCAGUGAUUCAUUGACAUAGAUGUGAAGAUGAGUCGUGAAUGUGAAGCCGCUCCAGUUGCAAGUAUCCGUUGAGUGCAUCCUUCAAAUAUGCAGGUACCAGAUACACCACUGCGACAUGGCCUUGGACUUAGCGCUGACCCUUUGCUAUCUGGAGGAUCUCACGGCAACAGAGCUACUCGAAAAUUUUCAGGACGGAGACGCAUUUAACGUGAUAUGUUACCUCGCCUUUCUUGCGCAUGUCUUCAAUGCGGAUCGCACUAUUCGGUUGAAAGAUUUUAUGAGAAGGAGUGAGUAAGUUCUACGCCACUACAUAACAUGAAAAUCACUCCGUGCCCGUCCAUUACUUACACGGACGUAGUCACACUUUUUCCCCUUCAUAAUGUGGUAUUCCGAGAUCGGGUGGAGGCAUUUUCCGACUGUGAAGAAGCUAAACGCAUUCGUCUUUUUCCUUUUUUCCAAGGUUCGAAAGUUCAGGCUGCAGGUGAGCGAGAGCCGUGUGAAGAAGUACAUUCAAAAACUCUGCUCUGUUCCUGUAAAGCAACCAGGAGGUGCACAGCAGGGGGGCGCGCCGUAGAAAUGGUAUUCUAUCAGGUUCGAGAAGCAACACUCAUCAUCAACUUUGCAACGUAAGUAUUUCCAUGUCGCAUAUUCAACAUGUCGCAGGUUCCAUCAUUUUCGCAAGAAGUUGUAAAUUUGAUAGUUUUUAGAUAUGGAUCUAGUUCUUGGUCUUGGAGAAGAACUGAGAACGAGAAGACCAUUUUGAUUGUUCGCAUGCUAAUGUCAGGGUAUAAAGCAAUUGCGCAGACAUGUUUUGAACUGGAUAGUUUGAAGGUGCAACGUAGCCUUUCCAUCCUCUUGCAUAGUUUUGAAUCAACAAAUUCUUGUUUGGUGCUGUGCCACGGGGAAACUUUCAGUAUCAGCAAAGUACUUAGAACAACAUGAUGAACAGUGCUCUAGCUCUUGACGGUACC
This is a messenger RNA of Amoebophrya sp. A25, 1744 nucleotides long. The record is from the annotation of a GenBank genome assembly. NCBI's taxonomy places the organism in Eukaryota, Dinophyceae, Syndiniales, Amoebophryaceae.